AUGGUAACGGCUGGUGAUGCUAAUGAAAGGAAGUGGCCGUACGGACAGUGGCUGCGCGGAAAGGAGGCGAGGCGAGACGAGAUGGUUGGGUAUGAGACGGCGGAAACGGAGGUGAGACAACAUCGAGUAUUCAGACGACGAAAACGGAGGCAAGACAGCGGCGAUUGUCCUGACGGCGGCGAGUGUCGAAGCGGUUUUAGGGUUGGGAGGAGGAAAUGGGCUCGAAAAUAA
Messenger RNA from Linum trigynum, 231 nucleotides. NCBI's taxonomy places the organism in Eukaryota, Viridiplantae, Streptophyta, Magnoliopsida, Malpighiales, Linaceae. The record is from the annotation of a GenBank genome assembly.